AUGAACCGGGUUGGGGCUUCUAGAAUGGGCUCUUCUCACCUCCAGAGGCCUACUUCUUCGACAUCGGCUAUCAAUGUUAAGCGCGAGGAGAUCAUAAUAGACAGUGAUAGCGAGCCAGACGUAAUUAUGCUGGAUGGAGACUCAGAUAGCGAUAUUGAAUUUGUUGGAGUAGUGAGCAAACAAAACAGAGCACUGGAUAACGGGAAAAGUAUACCCAUCUUGAAUGGCACCUCCGCCACAUCUAUAAUCCCCUUGGACACACAUUCUAUAACUCAAGAUCUUGGCGUUGACACUGAUGAAGAGUCUCUUCCGGAAGGGUUUGAGCUGUGGGACCCCACAACUCCCGUGAGGUCGACUGUUCCAGCUGUUGCACCCAACCACGAGAUUAUACAAAACGAACAGCCCGAAAUGCAGGGCCACCUUGGCAGGGAGGCUGUCAAAUACAUGGAGACUGCAGUGCUCUAUUCGCGACCAAUGACCCGCAUACCUGGGAUGAACGCCCCAAGAGGCGCGGUUAAUUAUAUUGCACAAUCCAAAGGCUAUGUAGCUGUUGGUCGAACAUAUGAGGAAUCGGCUGCAUAUGACGGAGGAGGGCUUGUCUUGUGGAAAGUCAAGGAUCAGAGGGCACGAGACCUUCCGGCGCACAUAACAGAGUCUCGUACCAGACGUAGUGACUGUGAUAUGCCAGAGCCAGGAAGGAGACAGCAUUCAAUUGUCACAUUAUCGUUUGACCCUACAAACCACUUGUCCUUGCUGUCUGCGGGGCAUGAUGGCACUAUUCAACACUGGUAUAUUGACGAAGAUGAAGAUACAGUUGAGUAUGUUGGAACCGCGCCAGUCAAGGAGCCAGGUUGUAUGGAAUUUCAUCCAGGAGGUGGCGUUGUAGCAUUUUCUUUCAGUCUCAAGCUUUUUGCCACCGGUGGAUUGUUGGAGAAAAAAUAUCAUUGGUACUUGAAAAAAAAGGGCCAAAACAUUGUCAAUGCCUCUUGGGGGGCAGGCCGUUCCCGUGAUAACGUUGUUUGUGGGGCACAAGCCGACGAUGGAAUUGACGGAAAACUCGUACUAAUUGAUGGUCAAGUUGGCCAGUGCCUUGUGUCCACAGACUCGGAGUCGUGUUGCACCGUUUCUGUGGAUCCUAUAGGUACCAGAACUGCCUUUACAGGAAGUGGAAGGGGCGGGAACCCCAAAAGGUUCGUUCUUCGACUUUACGACCCUCAGAGGAUGGGUUGGAAAAGGAUAGCUGAAAUUGGCAUCCCAUCAUCAAAAUCGGAGGUGGAUAGUGAAAUCAUCGACUCUGCUUGGUCUCCAGAUGGUAUACAGCUUGCUUGUUCGCGGGCGGACAAUUCUGUGAAUGUGCUAGAUACACGUUGGCUCGGUCAGAAAGGGUGUAUGCGAGUGUUCCGGCACGAUAUAGACCAGAGUCCUGUUACCAGUGCAGACUCAUUUGGUGUUCAAGGGGUUGUUUGGUUUGGGUCGGAAACCUUGGUUUCAGGUGGUGCAGAUCAUUGUGUGAGAGUAUGGGAUACGAGGCGGAGCGAGUCGGGUCGGGUAAUCGCAAGGUUAGGUGGAGGAAUCGGAUGUUUAAUAGGAAGUGAAGACCCACAGCUCUUUCCACUCAUUGCCGGCGACUUACUUGGAAAUGUCCACUACCUUCCAAAUCCCCAGCUCGUCCGAGAAACUUGA
This is a messenger RNA of Rhizoctonia solani, 1683 nucleotides long. RefSeq names its product WD40 domain-containing protein. The record is from RefSeq and is a predicted model, not a curated record. The transcript is spliced from 10 exons. Gene Ontology annotation, molecular function: protein binding. Gene Ontology annotation, cellular component: nucleolus. Lineage: Eukaryota; Fungi; Basidiomycota; Agaricomycetes; Cantharellales; Ceratobasidiaceae. The coding region runs from base 1 to 1683 and encodes 560 amino acids. Gene Ontology annotation, biological process: ribosomal large subunit assembly.